Gadus chalcogrammus (walleye pollock) is the source of this 303-nucleotide messenger RNA. Its product is annotated as protein S100-A1-like. Gene Ontology annotation, molecular function: calcium ion binding; transition metal ion binding. Lineage: Eukaryota; Metazoa; Chordata; Actinopteri; Gadiformes; Gadidae. The record is from RefSeq and is a predicted model, not a curated record. The transcript is spliced from 2 exons. Bases 22 to 303 code for a protein of 93 amino acids.
ACCUCCACCCUGGAGACGGCCAUGCAGCUGAUGAUCCAGACCUUCCACAAGUACUCCGGUGACGAGGGGGACAAGUACACACUGAGCAGAGCGGAGCUCAAGGAGAUGCUCACCACAGAGCUGGGGAACUAUCUGGGGAACGCCCAGGACAAGGAGGCGGUGGACAAGGUGAUGGGAGACCUGGACUCCAACGGAGACGGGGAGGUGGACUUCACUGAGUUCAUCAUCCUGGUGGGGGCCCUCACCGUCGCCUGCAACGACUUCUUCCUGGAGUUCAACGAAAAGCAGGAGAAGACGAAGUGA